Grammomys surdaster is the source of this 2741-nucleotide messenger RNA. It is a transcript of the gene Pheta2, whose product is annotated as PH domain containing endocytic trafficking adaptor 2. The coding region runs from base 286 to 1065 and encodes 259 amino acids. Gene Ontology annotation, cellular component: early endosome; trans-Golgi network; recycling endosome. The transcript is spliced from 2 exons. The record is from RefSeq and is a predicted model, not a curated record. Gene Ontology annotation, biological process: receptor recycling; endosome organization; retrograde transport, endosome to Golgi. Lineage: Eukaryota; Metazoa; Chordata; Mammalia; Rodentia; Muridae.
UGUGAUUACCCUGGGCUUUCUCGGUCACUGGCCUGUCCCUCCCCUGCCUCCAUCUGGCUCUGAAAUGUUCUUAUUAAGUUUUUUUUUUUAUGUCCAGAUUCUUUUUUUGGUGACCCUUUUAUGACUUUUGAGAUGAAAGACAAGGAAGACUGGUCCUUCAGCUGAGGUCUGAUUGCUGCGGGAACACAGUCCGUAGGAGCCACCACACUGGGCUGCAGGAUUCUGAGCUGGGUCCUUCCCUGGCUCCUACUGUCUCUCUACCUCUCCAUCCCUGUGGGAGGAGCCAUGAAACUGAACAAGAGGAGCGUGGCCCACUAUGCGCUGAGUGAUUCUCCAGCGGACCACACUGGCUUCCUGCGUUGUUGGGGAGGACCGGGUACCCCACCCACUCCCAGUAGCACUGGCCGAAGAUACUGGUUUGUUCUCAAGGGCAAUCUGCUAUUCUCUUUCGAGAGUAGGGAAAGCCGGGUCCCACUGAGUCUCGUGGUAUUGGAAGGCUGCACGGUGGAGCUGGCCGAGGCUCCUGUACCUGAGGAAUUUGCCUUCGCCAUUCGCUUUGACGCCCCUGGAGUGCGCCCACACCUGCUGGCAGCAGAUGGGCAGGCUGCCCAAGAGGCCUGGGUGAAGGCAUUGUCCCGGGCCAGCUUUGGUUACAUGCGACUUGUGGUACGAGAGUUGGAGAGCCAGUUGCAGGAUGCUCGUCAGAGCCUGGCCUUGCAUCGCUGUGUAUCCCAGAGGGCUGUUGCCAGCUGCAGUAAAUCUCAGGCUCUGGACCACCGAGCUCCAGGCUCUGAGAAUGGCCACUUUCUCCCCAGGGACCGCAAUUCCACCGGUACUGUGGAAGAAAAGGGAAUCCGGCCAAUAGGUGGAGAUUUGACCGAGUGGGAGUUACAGGGCCCUGCUAGCCUCCUCCUAAGCAUGGGACAGAGCCCCGUGUCCCCUGAGACCUCCUGUUUCUCUACCCUGCAUGACUGGUAUGGGAAGGAGAUCAUGGAGCUGAGGCGAGGGUGGCAGAAAAGAGCCAAGGGGGGCCAACCAGAGAGCAAGCCACAGAAUCGGCCCUGAGCCAGGGCCCUUUUCGAUUUGGCCCUGUCCUGCUGGUCAGAACGCCAGGGCCAGAACUUCAGGGGUUAAAUAUUUACUCAUUUACCAGGUUGCUGUGUGUGUGUGUGUGUCCCUCCUGGUUUGUGGAGUUUCUCCAGCUUCCAGAUUCUCCUCUCACUGGAGUGAACUGAAGAAUCUUGACUUCCUACCUAUUUUCUGAGGCCUAGAAAGGCCAGGUGGCUGAUGGGAAUGUAAUACUGGAAGGGGCUGUGCUCUCCUGCCCCUGCAGAAUACUCUAGCCAUAAUGUCCAACACGAGAAGUCUUGGGCAUCUCAAUGCCAGAGGUGACAGGAAGUGGCUUGAAGUCCGACAUCGAUGUGCCCUGGGCAGGGCUUUCUAUAGGAGUAGGCCUUCAGGUGCUAAAGAGGGAUUUCGUCUCUCCCUCGCUCCCCUGCCAAUGUACAGUGCUGGACGUUGCCUGCUGAGAGGCAGGCGGCCUUUUAUACAGGAGAAGCUCUCCUGACCUGUUGUCAUGGCCACUUGUAGGGACUCUUGUCACCUAUCCCACUUGUUCCUAGGGCUUGUCUGCCGAGGGCCCUCAGCUAUUCUCUUCUGUAUCAUUCCAAGUAUUUUUGUUUUCUUUUGUUUUAAGGCCAAAUGGCUGAGUCUACAGAGCCAGAAUCCAGGCCCAUCUGUCCCCUUUAUAUAGAUGUAGUGACAGUGGCUGGGUCUCAAUAGAGAUAUACCCCGUUCCCAAGCAAAAUCUGCCCCUUCCUGACCUCCCUCCUUUCCCUAUCUGGGGCCUUGGGGCAGUCUGACCAAAACCCAUCCAGGCCUAAAGGCUGAACUUUGCCUCCAGGAGACUGAGUUUCAUGGUCUCCCUGACCAGGGCCAAUUCUUGUGUUUCUCAAGCCUGCUCCUAACAUUGUAGCCAGCUGCCCUCCACUGUACACACAGGUACCACAGGCCUUUGCGCUAAUUUUCUUAUCACAGUGGUUAUUGUUUGCUCUUUAGUUUUUGGAGACCAGGUCUUACUCUGUAGCCCACGCAGGUCUGGAACUCCUCCUUAGCUUUGUAAGUGCUGGGAUUAUGGGUGGGAACACCAUGUCUCGAUGGUUUGACCUGGUGGGAAGGCCUGCUAGCCUCCUCGUUCCCCUUCCCCUUAUAACCAGAACUGUAAAGUUUGCAGGGUUGCCAGCAAAGAGGUAGGGAAGGAUCAGGUGGAGCUCAAGGGCAUCCUUGACUACACCGUGAGUUUUUGGUUAGACUAGGGUAUAUGUGAGACCCUUUCAGAAAAUUAUUCAUUUUGGUUAUUAUAAUCAGUGUGUUCACAAAUGAAGAACCAGGAGUCAGAGCUGCAAAGCCAUUGUCUGAGGCUAGCAACUGAGUCCGAGAACCUGACUUGGUGGUACAACCUCCAUCAGGCCAGUCCCUCUGCCUGCUGUUCACUGCACCGGUUGUUACCAAUGUUCACAGACACAAUGAGCUAUGGUUAACUUGUUUUUUCGCUACACUAUGUAGCUCUGGCUGACCUGGAACUCACUAUUGUAGAUCAGACUGAACUUGAACUCAUAGAGAUCCUCCUGCCUCUGCAUCCCAAGCGCCACUUCGCUCAGCUUUUUGUUACCUUUUUAUUGUUACAGUUUUGUUUUGUUUUUAUAAAUUCAGAUACCAAGUAAAAAGUUUUUCAUUACACA